This is a messenger RNA of Meloidogyne enterolobii, 3919 nucleotides long. The record is from the annotation of a GenBank genome assembly. Lineage: Eukaryota; Metazoa; Nematoda; Chromadorea; Rhabditida; Meloidogynidae.
GCUAAAUAUGAGUUUUGUGUCAAAAAAUUUACUUGAAAAUCUUCCAAUUCCAAAUUCACAUGUUGAACAAAUUAUUGAAAGAUUAGUGAAGGGUGAUAUGAAAUUUGUUGAUUUUAUAGAAUCUUUGAGAGAUAAAUUGACAGCAAGAGAGGCGGAGGUUAGAGGUGAGGGGAUUGGUGAACUCUGCUCUGUUUUUCUAAAUUUGACUAAAACAAAUGUUUCUGCAUUGGAAUCUGGAGAUUGUGAAUAUUUACUUAAUUUUUUGCUUUCUAAGGUGGAGGACUCUGCCCACUUGGUUGAUGCACUUAUAACGACAAUUUACAUUUUAUUAAUACAGUAUUCUGAUAGCCAGAAAAAACAAAUUCAGACAGAUUUAUUGGAACGUUUGUUAACUCAACUUUUUGAAAAUAAUGGAGUGCAAAGUUACAGUCGGAAAGAUCGACUUCUUCUUUUUGCAAUUUUUGAAUAUAUUUUGAAUUUAACUCUUGAAUCUCUUAUUUUUAGUCAAAAAAGAUUAAUUCUUGCAUUUAUACAUUCAGCACAAAGUGAAAGAGAUCCUCAAGUUCUUCUUGGGGUUUUAAAAAUUCAUCAAAUUUUGGCUAUCCAAUUAAAUGAAAAUGAUGACAAUUCAAUUACUUCUUUAAUGCUUAAACAUGCUCUCGAACUUUGUAUGACAUCAAAUGAAUUAUUUGUUUCUUUCUUUUUUCAAUUUAUUGUUGAAAAAUUAGUGGAAAGUGAUGCUGAUGCAGUUGGUGGUGGUGGGGGUGGUGAUUGUGAAUUACUUGACAAACAAUUGGAAAUUUGUGAAUUUUUUGUUUUUGCUUGUAAACGUUUUAAUUCAAUAUCUAGUGCAAUUGAUACAAAUUCUAUUGAUGAUUUGUUGACAGCUUUUCGUUUAAUUUUUAUGAAUCCUUCUCAAAAUUCUAUUUAUUUAACAAAAAGCACAAAAAUUGUUAAACAAAUUAUUUUUGUUCUAAAUAAAGAAUUUACUAAAAAUGGAAUUGAAAAAGUAAAAGAAUUAACUAAACAAAUGGUUAAUUCUACUUUAGAAAAUAUUGAACCUUUUAUUCUUCAAGCAGAAAUGGGAACAAUGGAAAAAAGUUUUUGUCUUUUAGAAUGUUUGGUUGAAGCAAGUUUGGAUUUAUUUGACUCUAUAAUUACUAAAAUAUUUUAUUGGAUUAAUAUUUUAAUUGAAGGUAAAACUCUCAGAGCAAAACAAAAUUGGAUUGAAAUAGCCUGUGAAGCAAUUAAUUUACUUCCUUAUUGGCUAAAUUUAUGUGUUGGUUUUAUCCCUCAAAAUUCAUUUAUUAAUUAUUCUCCUUCGAAAGAAAGAGUUGAGGAAAUUGUUACGAAUUCAAUAAUUCCUUUAAUUUCUGCUAUUUUUUCAUUAGAAGAUUCAGAAGAUAUUCAAAUUUUUAUAGGAAAAUGUCAUUUACUUUCUAUUCUUCUUUUACCAAUCUGCACAGAAUCUUCAAAAGAUUUGCCUUGCUUAAAAUUAUUUGGUAAUUCUUUAACAACAAAUAAACUUUUUAACAAUUAUUGUUUACAACAUUUUAAUAAUAUUCUUUUAACUUCUGAUUCUUCAAUUUUUGAUAAACAAAAAAAUAAUUUAAUCAAAAAAUUUAUUUCACUUUUUGUUGUUUACAAAAAAAUUAAUUUUGAUAAUUUGGAUUGUUUUAAUAAUUUUGAGAAUUUUAAUAACAAAAUUAUUUUUUUGUCUUCUUUUGUUUAUCCACAAUUGGAGAAAGAAAGGAAAUUAAUUAAAACUUUAAUUAAUAUUAAAAAUUAUUUUACAAAAAUUAUUUCAAAUAUUUUUGAACAAAUUAAUUUUGAAGAUAAAAAUUUAAUAAAUAAAUAUUGCUUGGCUAUUGAAGAAAUUUUUGAAAGAUUAAUUGAAAAUAAUUUUGAUUGUUUAGUAGAAGAAUUUUUGGAAGAAAUAAAGAAGGGAAUUUUGGAAAAUAAAAAAAUAAAUUUAAUUGAAAUUAGUGAUUUGGAGUCUUUUUCUAAUUUAUUUAGAAAAAUUGGAAUUUUACUUUACAAAAAUAACAAAAAAGAUUUACAUUUAAAAUUGUGUAAUUUGGUGCUAGAAAUAAUUACUAAAAAUAAUAAUUUAAAUGAAGAAAUAAAUAAAAGAAGAAUAUUUUUAUUUUCAAAAAUUUUUUUGUUUUUAUUUUUACAAACAGAUGAGAAGGAUUUAUUAAAUUCUUUUACAAAAAUAUUAUUUUCUUUAAAUUAUUCUGAGGAAAAUAAUUGGUUAAUUGAAUGUUUAUUUAAAAUAUAUUCUAAAUUUGUUUUUAAUUGUUUAUUAAAUAAUGAAGAGGACAAGGAGGGGAGUGAGGAAUUGGAGAAAUUACGUUUAUUGUUUUUUGAAAAUAUUUUGAAAUUAAAAGAGGAGGAGAAUAAGUUAAUUAAUUUUCGUUUGGAAUUAUUCGAAACUCGUUCAUUUCUUUUUUUAAAUAAAAAAGAAAGUCAAAUUAAAUUAAAUAAAUUAUUAAAACAAAUUGUUAAUUUAACUGAAGAUGAAGCUAAAAUAUUUGUUUUUAAUGCAAAAAUAGAAGAAUUAUUAAAUUUUGAUUUAAUAUUUUGUGAAUUUUCUUCUAUUUAUUUAAAUAUUUACAAACAAAUAAAAGAUCAAAAUGAGAAAAAAUUAAUUCUUUUAUGUUUGUUAGGCCCUUUAUUGAAAUUAAUUGAAAAUAUUCCAACAGAAUGUUUAUUUAAUGAAUUUAAUAAAUUAGCCCCUUUAAUUAGCGAUGCUCUUCCAAUUAUUUUUUUACAAAAAAAUUUUUCUUCAAUAAAUGAAUGUAUUUUAAAUAGUGUUAAAUUAAUUAUACAAAAAUUACCUUUUACUAAAAAGAAUUCUUCUCUUUUACAUUCAAUUAUUUUUAAUUUAACAGAAAUACCUCCAAAAGGAUUUUUAAUUGUAAAAAUUUUAAAAUAAAUUUUAAUUAUUUUUUUUCAGAAAAAUUAUUUAAUUAUUUUUGAAUGUUUGGAAUUAGUUGCAAAAAAUUCUUUUAAUUUAAUUAACACAAAAGAACAAUUUUUGGCUUCUCUUUAUUGGCGUGUUGUUAGAAUAUGUACACGGGCUAUUAACGAAAAUCCAAAAAGAUUGGUGCGUCAAAGGGCGGCUUCGGCUAGAAAUUUGUGGGAAUUGUUAUUUUGAUAAAUUUAAAAGAAAUAUUUAUCUAUUUAAAUCUCCAAAAUAAAAAGAUUAUUAUUAUUUUUCAAUUUAAUUGUUUUGUUUAGCUUUGGGAAUUAAAUAUAUAAAACAUUUUUUUAUUAAAGCUUUACUUUUAAUAUUUUCCCCUUUUUUUCUUCCAAUUAAAAAUAAUUUUAUUUUUUUAUUAGGUCAAAGCAAGAUAUUUUUCUCUCUGAAGACUUAUUGACCUCUAAGACUUUAACUUUUUAAAGGAAAUAUCAAAAGGGAAUUUUGAGGGAUUAAGGCGAUAUCGAUGGAUUUGGGGUGGUUGAAAGGGAGGGGAUAUAUAAAUUAUGUUGUGGGAAUUGUUAUUUUUGUGUUGUUAUUUCUCUAAUUAUCCAGAAUUAUGUUACACACUCACAAUGCCGCACCUUAGGUUCUAAAAUACAGAAUUGGGUACUUAUUUUCAUAGAGCCCCCAUAUUUAUCUCCUUAAUCCCUCUAAGUCCUUCGGUAUUCCCCUUUUCAAAAAUCUUCAGGGUUGUCCCCAUUUUUUAAAAAAAUAUUUUCAAAUAAAUACACAAUUAUUUUUUGACAUUUGAUUUUAUUUAUUUAGUUAAAAAUAUCCACCAAAAACUUUCAACACAAUUUGUUCCAAAAAAUCUUUUUCUUUUUUUCCUUUCUUUAAAUUUCUUUUCUUUACCUUGGCUUCUUUCACUUUUUUUCCUUUUAAAAAAUUUCCGCAGAUUUUAACUCAAUUCAUGUUUUGGCUUUUUCUUCCAUU